UUAUAUAAUACUGGUAUUUGUAUUUAAAAUAGUGCAAUAAUUCAGUAAUUGAAUAAUAAACAAACAACUCACAUAAUGGACAAAGAAUACAGCAAGAAACAGAAGAGUAUGUUGAUAGUUUUACAGAAGAAAUAUGUAAGAUGUCUGCGAGAGAAUCCAAUUCUGACGAAGUCAAUAACGAGUGCCGUCCUUUCAUUCUCUGCCAAUCUCACAGCUCAACUCAUUGACAUCCGUCGUGGAAUGGCAAGUGAGAUCACAUUGCCUCCUGCGUUAAGAUAUGGUGCUUUCGGUUUGUUUGUCUCGGGACCGGUCAUGCAUUACUUCUAUGGAUGGCUUAUGAAGACCGUACCAGGGAAAACCACGGAGGCAGCAAUUCAGCGUUUAAUUAUCGAGAGAUUAAUUCUGUCACCGUUUUUUACCCUUCUAUUCCAUUCUUUUAUGGCUGCUACCGAACAUCAAUCAUGGGACGCCGUGAAACUUCGGCUCCAAGCAGCAUAUUGGUUGACAUUGACGAUGAAUUGGAAAUAUUACACGAUCGCUCAGAUCAUAAACUUGAAUUAUAUUCCACCUGAGAUGCGAGUGCUUUUCGGUAACUUCUGUGGGUUUCUGUGGACGAUCGCUCUUACUUCAAUGAAGCCGAAAACAGAUUAGACGCACUUUGAAGCAAGGGUUCUCAACUGGGGGAGGGGAAUUCCCCCUGAGGCAGUGAUAUGAUUCAAAUUUCUCUAUUGUAUCGAACUCAUUCACAACAGGUUCCUUCAUUUCAUAAAACUUUAGCUUCUAUACCUCUCUCUCAUUUUCACGACAUUCCAAUAACGAGUUCGCACAAACCCCAAUCUCCUGAAUCCCAUCAAUGUCCUGGGAGUGAAUUUUACUUAGGGGUUAAAAUUAGAAUUUUAGGAAAGAGUUCUCUUUUGUAUAGAACUCACUAGCAACGAGUUCCCUCGUUUGAAAAAACCGUGUCCACACUUAUAGCUUUAAAAAACAAAAAUGGGUUUUCCCGAAGUAUGCGAACCAAGAUGGCGGACAUCGGAACGUAACAUGGGUAACAGGUUAGGGUUAGGCGAUAAUUUUUUUUCCAAUUUUCCUUAUUUUAGUCCUAUUAUCAGUUCGAAGACUAGCCAAGAGCCUCCCGUAGUAUUUAUACCUAAAAUUAUGGCCUAACUUCAACCUAGUACACAUAUUACAUUAUGAUGUCCGAUGAACCCACCGGCCACCACCGCCAUGGGGUGAAUUUUGCUUGGGGUAAAAAUUAGAAACUAAAUGUGGUCUAAAUGUAGUUGUAUGCGUGCUCCAUGUAACCACUUUUAAGCAUUUACACCAGGGGUCUGUAAACUACGGCCCGCGGGCCAGAUCUGGCCCGUGGAACAAUAUAAUUCGGCCUGUGACGCUUCACUGAAUUAUAUUAACAAAACAACUGUAUUGACGAUUAUAUUUUACGCUUUUCUGGCCCUGACGACUCUUGAAAUCUCACGUUUGCACCUCAACUUGGCAUUAAAAAAUUCCAAUAGCCACGCGCCCCAAAACCUUUACAAAAUUUCUGGCUUUGUCUCUGCUUACGAGUAUUCGUUUAAUUAAAUAUAUAGAAAUUUGAGGGUCGAUUUUUAUUUUUUCAAUUUGUAAAAGAAUGAAGGUUGAGAACCCUUGCUUUGUAGUCCAUUUAUGGAAUCAUUCAUUAUGUUU
This is a messenger RNA of Styela clava, 1683 nucleotides long. Its product is annotated as peroxisomal membrane protein 2-like. Lineage: Eukaryota; Metazoa; Chordata; Ascidiacea; Stolidobranchia; Styelidae. Gene Ontology annotation, cellular component: cytoplasm; peroxisomal membrane. The record is from RefSeq and is a predicted model, not a curated record.